This is a messenger RNA of Peromyscus leucopus (white-footed mouse), 2351 nucleotides long. RefSeq names its product galactose-3-O-sulfotransferase 3 (gene Gal3st3). The transcript is spliced from 3 exons. Gene Ontology annotation, biological process: glycolipid biosynthetic process. Bases 308 to 1603 code for a protein of 431 amino acids. The record is from RefSeq and is a predicted model, not a curated record. NCBI's taxonomy places the organism in Eukaryota, Metazoa, Chordata, Mammalia, Rodentia, Cricetidae. Gene Ontology annotation, cellular component: membrane. Gene Ontology annotation, molecular function: galactosylceramide sulfotransferase activity.
GCGGGCGGGCAGAGCUGAGCUGAGCUGAGCGGACAGACACAGACGCUGCCACCUGAUCCCAUCCAGGCGCAGCACGGCAAGCUACCCGCACGAGCGUGUAGGGCCCGUUACCUUCAGACCCGGCAGAUUUCAGGACAAGGGGCCCAGGGGAAGCGGAAGGUAGCCCCUGACCCAAGUUGGAGACAGAGCCUGCCUGCGUUUCUGGGAACACUGGCCCUGCUACCAGAACCCCAGGACCCCCCAUGAGUGCUGGUAAAGGAAUCCUGGAUAGUGAAGCCCUGGCUGGUCCAGGAGUGAGUACUCCACCAUGCCACCCAUCCUCCAGUGCCUGCAGCAGUCCACCACGAUGAUGAGCCGCAGGAAAAUCCUGCUAUUGGUGCUAGGGUGCAGCACUAUAAGCCUCCUCAUCCACCAGGGGUCGCAGCUCAGUUGGUACCCCAAGUUGUUUCCUCUGAGCUGCCCGCCGCUGCGAGAGUCGCCCCCCCGUGCCAAGCACACGGCCGUGGCCUUCCUGAAGACUCACAAGACAGCGGGGACCACGGUGCAGAACAUCCUGUUCCGCUUCGCAGAGCGCCACAAUCUCACCGUGGCCCUGCCUCACCCCAGCUGCGAGCACCAGUUCUGCUACCCGCGAAACUUCUCGGCGCACUUCGUGCACCCGGCCACGCGGCCCCCGCACAUGCUGGCCAGCCACCUGCGCUUCGACCGCGCCGAACUCGAGCGCCUCAUGCCGCCGGGCACGGUCUACGUCACCAUCCUGCGCGAGCCGGCCGCCAUGUUCGAGUCGCUCUUCAGCUACUACAACCAGUACUGCCCGGCCUUCCGGCGCGUGCCCAACGCGUCGCUCGAGGCGUUCCUGCGCGCACCCGAGGCCUACUACCGGCCCGGCGAGCACUUUGCCAUGUUCGCGCACAACACGCUGGCCUACGACCUGGGAGGCGACAACGAGCGCAGCCCACGCGAGGACGCCGCCUACCUGGCGGGCCUCAUCCGCCAGGUGGAGGAGGUCUUCUCGCUGGUCAUGAUCGCCGAGUACUUCGACGAGUCCCUCGUGCUCCUGCGGCGUCUGCUGGCCUGGGACCUGGACGACGUGCUCUACGCCAAGCUCAACGCGCGCGCCGCCACCUCGCGCCUGGCCACCAUCCCCGAGGCGCUGGCGCGGGCCGCGCGCGCCUGGAACGCGCUCGACGCCGGCCUCUACGACCACUUCAACGCCACCUUCUGGCGCCGCGUGGCGCGCGCGGGCCGCGCCUGCGUGGAGCGCGAGGCGCGCGAGCUGCGCGAGGCCCGCCAGCGGCUGCUGCGCCGGUGCUUCGGCGACGAGCCGGUGCUGCGACCCGCCGCCCAGAUUCGCACCAAGCAGCUGCAGCCUUGGCAGCCUAGCCGCAAAGUGGACAUCAUGGGCUAUGACCUGCCGGGCGGCGGUGCUGGCCCCGCCACGGAGGCCUGCCUCAAGCUGGCAAUGCCCGAGGUGCAGUAUUCAAACUAUCUGUUGCGGAAGCAGAAGCGCCGAGGUGGGGUGCGGUCGAGGCCGGAACCGGUCCUGGAUAAUCCUCCCCCUCGACCCAUCCGAGCAUUGUCCCGCAUCCCCCAGGGUACCUGAGUUCUGUCUGCCUCCUGGAACCCAGGUCUUGCUCCAUUAGGGCCCUUUUAUUCUCCACAGGCUUGAGCCCUGUGUCCAAAUGGAGGUGCAUCUGCAUCUGAGCCUGCCACCCCAGUGUCGCCUGAACCCCACUUUCUGGGAUGGCAUUGAUGCGCCACCCACUCCUCCUUCCCACUUGGUUGGUGACUUUGACAAGAGAUCCAAGGGUGUUCCAACACUGCCUACCCUGCCUUUUUCUGGGGACUGAGAACCCCACCUGUCUUUUGAGGGGCUGAGCCCCCCACCUGUGUGAAGUGGAUGACCACAAGCCCCAGAGAGGGACUAAGUCCUGGGAAAACGCCGUGCUUCCUGUCAGCGCCUGGGCUUUUGUUCUUCCCAGAGCUGCAGAGGUCCGAUACUGUCUUCCAGUCUACUUCCCUAAACACCUAAGCUGCUCCCAGACACCCAGAACCAAGAGUUCUUGGGUUGGGCUUUUUGUUUGGUCCUUUCUCCUCCUCCUUGGGUUGGGCUUUUUGUUUGGUCCUUUUUCCUCCUCCUCUUCCUCCUCCUCUUCUUUUUUUUUAAUAAAAUAACUUGAAAUGUGUAUGUCAGUUAUUGAAGGUCAGAAUCUCCAAGUUUGAAGAUGAGGCAGAUCUUUGGGGGAUGCUGUGGCUGGACCCAGACUUGAUCAAGCUGGCUGCCCCUUCCAAAGUCCUUUGACCUGGCAUGCCCACAGUGACCAUAGCCAUCUGGGCCCCACUCAUUUGCC